Molecule: messenger RNA, 249 nt
Organism: Monascus purpureus
Lineage: Eukaryota; Fungi; Ascomycota; Eurotiomycetes; Eurotiales; Aspergillaceae
Source: the annotation of a GenBank genome assembly
AUGGCAUCCACGAUCAUCCUCAAUACCGGUAAUAUCAGCAGCACCAACUUUGGCACCGGCUUCGCAACAUCAAAGGUGCUCGCCUGCGCUUCGGAAACCUACCACGUCAUCAUGGCCAGCCGAUCAGAAGAGAAAGCCAAAGCCGCACUAGCCAAGAUCGAGGCUCUGAAUCCCAAGGGAUCCCUCUCAACCUUACUUCUUGACGUUACCGAUGAACAGUCAGCCAAAGCCGCCGCAGUCCAUGUAUAG